AUGUGGCCUUUCACAUGUCUUGUUGUAGUCUCGUUUCCCAGCUACAUCAACCGAUGGAUGGGCGUCUCGAUGGUACUGGCUGCCGGACUUGCCUCAUGGAGAACGGCUACUAAUCUUUCUCCUGACGGCACACUCAAUGAGAUGUAUGUACGAUACAUCUUGAUCGGCGGAUCACAUGCUCUUGCAAUGGCAUACAAGAAUCCCUUGACAAAAGAGGUCCCCAAUGCUCUCGAACCGCGAUAUGUAAAAGCAUCGUGGAAUCCCUGGUACAGAGGCUGGAAAACCGUCUUUAACGUCCGCGGCAUCGGAACGGAGUGGGAGAACCCAUACCUCUGGCCAGGCAUCAAGCACACCUGGCAAGCCCAGAAGCCUUCGACGAAAGUCAAAGACCCUGAUACCAAACUCCUCACCACUCGACACAACCUCACAGCGCGAGGCAGAUGGUCAGGCAUCGCCAUCCGAUGCGCAUACCUGCUGCUGAACUUCUUUCUCUUAGCAGCAUACUACGAGUUCAUGGAUGCUCAAAAGCUGCUCAGUGUUCCGCCAUCGAUGUCAGACUACACCCGCGACAAGGAAGGCGUCAUACGCCGCCUAUUGCAAACUUACCUGACGAGCAGCGGUCCCGCAACGCCGGUGACGACUCGCGAGUUCCAGCUUCGCGCCCUCGAGGCAUUUGACAAAGUCGUCGGCGACUUCCUCCUCAUUUCUCUCUACCACGAUACAUGCGCCGUGGUCUGGAUGGCCGUCGGUCUAGACGAAUCAUGGGAGUGGCCUCCGGUCUAUGGCAGAAUCCGCGAGGCAUACACCAUGCGCAGGUUUUGGACAAUGUAUUGGCAUAGGACGUUCUACAAGUCGUCUAACAGCCAUGCUGCGCUCAUAUCGACUCACAUACUCGGCAUCAAGAAGCGUACGAUAUUCACCAGGGUUCUGAACGCAUUUCUGGUUUUCGGGAUCAGUGGAUUUAUGCAUUCGAUGGUGGAGGCGAGGCUUGGACAUCCUUGUGCGUGGGGAAGGAAUAUGUGGUAUUGGGCGCUGCAGCCUGUUGCGUUUGUGCUUGAGGGUGUGGUUCAGUUCUUCUGGGGGAAGUUAAGGAGGAGGAUCGAGGGCCCUGGUGAUGCUUGGGCGUUGAACGCGUUUGAAAGAUUGGCGGGGUAUUCGUGGGUGUGCGCUUGGUUGAUAUGGGAGGCGCCGAAGCACUCUUUCCCACUUAUAACAUGCUCGUAG
Molecule: messenger RNA, 1224 nt
Organism: Didymosphaeria variabile
Lineage: Eukaryota; Fungi; Ascomycota; Dothideomycetes; Pleosporales; Didymosphaeriaceae
Exons: 2
Coding region: 1-1224 (407 amino acids)
Source: RefSeq, a predicted model, not a curated record